CAACUCAUCGUCGUCUAGAUGGAAAAUAAAUUAGUAGGUACGAAACGUGAUGAAUUCAACAUUCGUCAUAAUAUCUAAAACUUAUUGUAUGAUGAAUUUAAAUAUAAGUGAAAGUAAAAUUGUUUUAUUUUCAGCAGUUUGUAUUGGAUUAAUUGUACUGUGAGGACUUAAUUCAAAUUCAGCUAUGAAUUUGGAACAAAAAACCGAGUGCGAGAUUAGUGUAAAUCCGAUGGAAAACAGUGUUAAGUGAUUUAUGAUAAUAAAACGGCUGUGCGUUUGUGAAGUGUUUCUUACGUAUUUAUUUAGUAAAAUAAUUUCAAAAUGCCAAGAGGUGAGAACAAACCGAGCAUUCUAUUGACUCGAGAAGAAAAUGAACAGGUUUUUAGCCUCAUAGGACCAAAAUGUUUGAGCCUAGCCACAUCUGUGGUACAAUUAUUCACAACGGAAGGACCCGGGCACACAGAAUGGAAGAAAAAGGACACAGGAGUACUCUGCCUCAUAAAGGACAACAGCAAGAGGUCGUAUUUCUUCCGUAUCUACUGCCUGUACCGGCGCGCGAUGAUCUGGGAACAUGAGGUGUACAUGCAGAUUGACUACAGGAGUCCAAGGCCAUACUUACACACGUUCGAGGCUGAGGAAUAUAUGACCGCGCUGAACUUCGCUAGCGAGGAUGAGGCGAUGAAGCUCAGAAAUAUUGUCAUCGAUAAGAUUGAAACCCGGAAACAUCGGAGAGAAGAACGAAGACAACGGUCUAUGCUUGCCGGCCGCGCGAACAGUACUUCGUCGAAUACAUCGAACACGUCGUCGCGGAUGAACGGCGUGGCCCCGCCCCCGCUACCUGUCCCCGCGCCCGCUCCGCUCCCCGCUCAACCUGUCAAAAAUAAUGUCACGUCCGGAGGGGGGUACACGCUCAAGGGCAAGAAACCGAAAGCUCGCAAACUCACGAAAGCUGACAUCAGCGCACCGAAAGACUUCAAGCAUAUUUCACACGUCGGCUGGGAUGCUAAUAAAGGCUUCGACGUGGAGAAUCUGGACGAGGCAGAGAUGCGCUCGUUCCUAGUGAAGGCGGGGAUCUCUGAGAAGCAGUUGGCUGACCACGCCACCAGGCAGUUCAUAUACGACUUCAUCAACAUGAACGGCGGUGUCGACGCCGUUAAGGAGGAACUACACGACAACACGUCUAAAGUUCCAGUGAGCGAGUGUCCCCGGAGCUACAGCCCCGCCCCGCCGGCCCCGCCCCGCGCGCCGCACGCCCCGCCCCCUGCUCCGCCGUCCCGAGCCCCACCGCCGCCGCCGUCCCGUGCGGUUCCGCCCCCGCCGCCGCCACCCGCCUCGCUGCGGACUGCGCCGCCGCCCCGACCCGCACACCCGCCAUCUAGCGGUCCUCCGUCGGUGCCGCCUCCUCCGCCGCCGCCCUGCGCCCCGCCGCCGCCCCCGCCUCCCCCGCCGCCGCUCACCCCCGCCGCCCCCGCCGCCCCCGCCGCCCCUCCAUCGCCGGCGCCGCAGGACCCGCGCGCCGCUCUCAUGGAGAGCAUACGCAGCGGAAACAAAGCGCUACGGCACGUGGACGUCGCGAAACCGGCAGUGGCUGAGGACAGCCGCAGUAACCUGCUGAGUGAAAUCAGACAGGGCAUCAACCUUAGAGCGGUGAAUCGAGCAGCCAACGGCAGUAGUUCGGUGGACGAGCGACCGCCGGCCUGCGGGCUGGCGGGCGCUCUCGCCAAAGCGUUACAGGAACGAGCCCGCGCGAUACACUCGUCUGACUCGGACAGUGAGGCGACCAGCGACGGAGAGUGGGACGACUAGUGACGACCGCCGACACGGGUACG
Messenger RNA from Leptidea sinapis, 1829 nucleotides. RefSeq names its product actin nucleation-promoting factor WASL-like. Gene Ontology annotation, biological process: actin filament organization. Gene Ontology annotation, molecular function: actin binding. The record is from RefSeq and is a predicted model, not a curated record. NCBI's taxonomy places the organism in Eukaryota, Metazoa, Arthropoda, Insecta, Lepidoptera, Pieridae. Bases 322 to 1806 code for a protein of 494 amino acids. The transcript has 11 exons.